AUGAAUAUUUCCAAGAAGGUGCUAGAUGACAACUUCACUAACAACUGUUUCAACUGUACGAUUGAUGGCUUCAAACAAGCAGUUUAUCCCAUCAUGUAUCUCUUUAUCUUCCUCCUGGGUGCUGUUGGAAAUGGCCUCUCCAUUUAUGUUUUCUUCCAGCCUUCACAGAAGAAGAUCUCAGCAAACAUUUACAUGCAGAAUUUGGCUGUUUCAGACCUCAUGUUUGUGAGCACUUUGCCUCUUCGGGCCACAUAUUUCCUAUUGGGAUCACGUUGGGUAUUUGGUGAUAUUCUCUGCAGGACCAUGACUUACACCUUGUAUGUGAAUAUGUACUGCAGCAUUUAUUUUCUCACCAUGCUCAGCAUCGUUCGGUUCGUGGCCAUCGUUUACCCAUUCAAACACAUGAAAGUGGCCAACAUGAAGUAUGCCAGGAUAACAUGUGCAGCCAUAUGGGUCUUUGUGCUGGCAUCUGCCAGCCCUCUGUUAUGCAAGGAAAUCGCUGGAUACAUCGACCCAGUCAAAUGCUUGGAACUCCAUCCCUCCAGCACACACAGGCUCCUCAUGUUGAACAGCAUUGUCCUCAUUGUGGGCUUCAUUCUGCCAUUUUGCACAAUCAUUGUCUGCUAUGUCUUUGCGAUCAAAACGUUACUCAAGUCCAGGACUCCACAGAGAAAGAGGAUGAUCUGUCACAAGAAGGCACUGUUAACCAUCAUCAUUACUCUCAUCUUUUUCCUCCUCUGUUUCCUGCCAUAUCAUAUACUGCGAACUGUCCACCUGGUGUACAGCAACAGCAGCCAGGACAACCUGCCUGUACACAAAGCACUGGUAGUCACUCUCUGCCUUGCUGCCAUGAACAGCUGUCUUGAUCCCAUCCUCUAUUACUUUGCUGCUGAAAAUUUCAAAGCAAAAUUCAGAAGUUUGUGCUGCAGGUAG
Acanthisitta chloris (rifleman) is the source of this 933-nucleotide messenger RNA. It is a transcript of the gene HCAR1, whose product is annotated as hydroxycarboxylic acid receptor 1. Bases 1 to 933 code for a protein of 310 amino acids. The transcript has a single exon. The record is from RefSeq and is a predicted model, not a curated record. Gene Ontology annotation, biological process: G protein-coupled receptor signaling pathway. NCBI's taxonomy places the organism in Eukaryota, Metazoa, Chordata, Aves, Passeriformes, Acanthisittidae. Gene Ontology annotation, cellular component: plasma membrane. Gene Ontology annotation, molecular function: G protein-coupled receptor activity.